Molecule: messenger RNA, 2383 nt
Organism: Gryllus bimaculatus (two-spotted cricket)
Lineage: Eukaryota; Metazoa; Arthropoda; Insecta; Orthoptera; Gryllidae
Source: the annotation of a GenBank genome assembly
GACUUGCGCAGGGGGCCGCGGCGGCGCGGGGCCUGCCAACGCGACGAGCCUGGCGUCAAUGGGCGAGGGCGGCCUGUCCUACGUGGGGCAGGGCUUCCUGGGCGACGCGAGCGCCGCCGCCCACGAGGGCCCCGGCGAGGUGCUGAUCGUGCCGGCGGUGGCCGGCUGCCGCUGCGACUACCGCUGCGUCGCCCUCGACGAGUACCGCAGCAUCACGCAGUGCAUCUGCCCCGAGCGCUGGAAGCUGGCCCCCGACAACGUCUCCUGCGUCAGUUCCGGUGAUCCCUCCCUGCCCACUAUCAUCUGGCUUGUAAUGGCCAUUGUGGCAAUUAUAUUGCUGUUCAUCGCUCUAGGAGGCACAUGUUUCUGCCUUUACAAUCGCUAUCAACGGAAAAAAGUGUCUCUACCACGACAGCAAGUGCUCAGUGAAGCAGAUCUACAACUGAAUAGAAUUCGACCUCGAGAAAGACAUAUAAAUUAUGAAUAUAAUCCAAAUUAUGAAUUUGGUGGGGGCACAUACAGUGUUCAUGAUCUGAAAGAUAUACCUCGUGACCAAUUACGUCUAGUAAAGGCGCUGGGGCAGGGCGCCUUCGGAGAGGUGUACCAGGGCUUCUACCGCCACCGCUCGGGCGACGCCGUGGAGAUGCCGGUGGCCGUGAAGACGCUGCCCGAGCUGUCCACCAAUCAGGCGGAGACGGACUUCCUGAUGGAGGCACUCAUCAUGAGCAAGUUCAACCAUCCCAACAUCGUGCACUUCAUCGGCGUGUGCUUCGACAAGCAUCCGCGCUUCAUCGUGCUGGAGCUGCUCGCCGGCGGGGACCUCAAGACCUUCCUGCGCGAGUCGCGCCCCAAACCGGAGCGCCCAUCGCCCCUCACCAUGCGCGACCUGCUGCGCUGUGCCAUCGACGUGGCCAAGGGCUGUGACUACAUGGAGAACAACCGCUUCAUCCACCGGGACAUCGCGGCGCGCAACUGCCUGCUCACCACCAAGGGGCCCGGCCGCGUCGUCAAGAUCGCCGACUUCGGCAUGGCGCGCGACAUUUACAGGGCGGACUACUACCGCAAGGGCGGCAAGGCCAUGCUGCCCAUCAAGUGGAUGCCCCCGGAGGCGUUCCUCGACGGCAUCUUCACCUCCAAGACUGACGUCUGGUCGUUUGGCGUGUUGCUGUGGGAGAUCAUGUCGCUGGGCUUCAUGCCGUACACGGGCUGCACCAACCGCGAGGUGAUGCAGCUGGUGACGAGCGGCGGCCGCCUGGAGCCUCCCAGCAACUGCCCCGGGCCACUGUACGGCGUCAUGACGCAGUGCUGGCACCCCAACCCCGACGAGCGGCCAUCCUUCUCCACCAUCAUGGAACGCCUCGGCUACUGCAUGCAGGACCCCGACGUGGUGAACGCGCCGCUGCCCACCUUCAACCGGCCGCCGUCGACGGAACGCGACGCCACCAUCAUGCGGCCGCCGGACAGCGACACGGAGUGCCUGCGCGUGCAGCGCGCCGCGGCCGACUACCUGGUGCCGCUGCCCGCGCCGGCCUCGGCCUCGGCGUCGGCGUCGGCGUCUGGCGCGGCGUCCGCGGGCGCGUCGUCGCCCGCGUCGUCGACGACGUGCGCGUGCCCCGGCGGCAGCCCCGGCGCCGCCGACCGUCUGCCCGCCUCGCCCUCCGCCAGCAGCGUCGACAAGCUGCUGGGCGGCUCCGACGACUGGGAGACGAGCUUCGUGCUGCCCGAGUCGCGCUCCACGCAGCCGCUGCUGGAGGCGGACGGCGCCCUGUCGUCCGGCCACGGCAGCCCUGCGCUGGCCCCCGCCCCCGCCCCCGCCUCUCUUCCCGCCGCCGAGGGCGACGACUCUGUCGCCGACCUCUGCAUCCAGGCCGCGGUCGCGGCUGCGGCAGCCGCCGCCGCCGCUGGAGCGUCCCCCGGCCGUAACCACAACAACAACAAUAACAACAACAACAACAACAGCUCCAAUCACAACAACAACAAGUCGUCGAGCGUGGCGAACGUGCCGCCGCUGGCACCGCCCGCAGCCUUCAAAUCGCCGAUGCCCAUGCCACUGGCGCUGGACGCGGCGUCGCUGGCCAAGGGGCCCUUGGCGUACGUGAACGUGAGCAUGACCCCGACGCGCGCGCGCCCCGCGGCGCCCACGGACGACGACGCCGCCGGCCGCCCCUUCACCGUGACGGAGGCGGCCGCCGCGGCGUCGCGGCGCCUAAUCGCCGACGCCGACAUCUCGGUAAAAAGUAACCAUUUAAUUUAUUUUCAAAAAUGUAUUGACAUCUCAAUUCAGAAAGAAAUUAAGCGAUCUUCCAAAACAUUGGUUAAUGAUAUAAAAAUUAACAAUAAAUUAUUCAAAACUUUGGGGAAGUUUGCAAGGAAUGAAGUGCUA